Molecule: messenger RNA, 2046 nt
Organism: Wyeomyia smithii (pitcher-plant mosquito)
Lineage: Eukaryota; Metazoa; Arthropoda; Insecta; Diptera; Culicidae
Exons: 1
Coding region: 1-2046 (681 amino acids)
Source: RefSeq, a predicted model, not a curated record
AUGGUUACAUCAUCUAGAGUCCAUUCGACGAUUCCAACACUAAAUGAAAAAGCAAUUCUUAACGCAACCGACACAGAAAUCCCAGAAGAAGUAACGACGUUACUAAGUCUAAGUCCAAAGUUUUCACUAUAUCCUCAUAAUUUCCCGCACAACCAACUGUACCACCUUCUUGCCGAAACCGAAUCAAUUUUAAAAACCAACUUCAAGCACCAAAUUCAGGACACAACCCGAUGUAUGAUUACCAAUUGCAUAAACAAUUUCAUCCAUAAAUACGAUAACUGUCCGAGAGACCCAGAAUCCAAGUUUAUAAGAAUCGCACAAACCAAAACCAGAAAUUUCCUGAAACUAAACCCAAAUAUCUGCAUUCUAUCGGCCGACAAAGGCAACCGCACUGUUGUGAAGUUAACCGAAGAAUAUAACCGUAAAAUGAAACUCUUGCUCAACGACACAAAUACGUACAAAACUGUUAAAUCCGAUCCCACGAACAAAUUCCAAACCGCCAACAACAACAUCAUAGGACGAUUGCUCGAGCUCAAACUUAUAGACAAACAAACUGCCUACAAUCUGAAAACCUAUACCGCCACUUGCCCCCGAAUAUAUGGACAACCUAAAGCACACAAACAAAAUCUGCCUCUCCGUCCCGUGGUCCCUGGAAUGACUAGUCCGAGCUACAAUCUUUCUAAAUAUGUCUGCAAAAUAUAUCAAAUGUCCAUCCAGACCAAAUACAACGUACGUGAUAUCGUCAUAUCGCUGUUCACCAGCAUUCCCAAGGAAUUAAUUAUCCGUGAUACCAUAAACAGUUGGGGAUCGCUGAGAACUAAUACCAAUAUCAAUUUGGAUCUGUUCCUGGAAAUCGUCAACUUCUGCUUGGAUUCAAGUUACUUUAUGUUCAGAGAUCAAUAUUACUCUCAAAUAGCGGGUGCAGCCAUGGGAAAUCCUCUCUCACCGAUACUCUCCGAUCUCAUUAUGGAACCACUCAUUGACUCCGUUUUACGCAACAUUUGUUUCCCUGUUCACACAAUACGCAAAUAUGUCCAUGAUCUGUUUCUUAUAAUUCCCAAAGAUAAGAAAAACGAAAUACUGACAGCUUUUAAUUCAUAUCAUAGCGACAUUCAAUUCACCAUAGAAGAGGAACAGAACGGACGACUAGCAUAUCUGGAUAUGACACUCAUACGACAAGCUGAUAACUCAAUACGCACUGAAUAUUAUACGAAAACUAUUGCCUCCGGACGACUAUUGAACUACCGAUCCAUCCACCCACUGUCGCUAAAAAUUAAUAUAGCUUCCAAUUUCAUAUCACGAGUAAACGAUCUAUCCACCAACUUAACUGAUACCCAGAAGAGAAACAUUAUAGUUCAACAGCUUAAAUUAAAUGACUAUCCUCUCAGUUUAAUCAAUCGAUGCUGGAAUCGAAUGAAAACCGCUAAGAACAUCCAAACCACCCACAAUACACCCGCAGCAGAAAGAAUAUAUCGGUCGAUACCGUAUAUACCGAUGUUAACGCCCCAUAUAGUUAGGAUAUUGAAACAGCAGUACCCAGAAGUUUGUGUAUCAACGCGAUGUACACACACCGUGAGAAAAUUUUUCAUCCAGAUCAAAGACCCCGUUCCCGCAUUACUUAAACAUAAUGUCAUAUAUAAAAUACCCUGCAGCAACUGUGACAAAAGUUACAUUGGCAUGACCAGCAAUCUGCUUAAGAGCAGACUCUCCAACCACCAGAGCAACAUAAACAAACUCGAUCAGCUGUUGAACUCAGGACUUCCAUACACCGACCCCGCAAUACGUUCUCUCAGAGAGAAAACAGCACUCAUCUCCCAUUGUAUCGACGAGCGUCAUCGGUUUAACCUUACCGAAACCAAAAUAUUGGACUUCACACACAGGAAAUCAUCUCUGAGCUUGCUAGAGAUGGUAUGGAUCUACAACGACACAUCCACAGUCAACAAACGCACCGACGUAGACGGACUAAAUGCUACAUUCGCUGGCAUCUUGCAUGCAAUAGACAAACACAGAAACAAACAGCAACAGAUAGUAAACAGCAUAAACUAG